Messenger RNA from Spinacia oleracea (spinach), 789 nucleotides. RefSeq lists its product as uncharacterized. The transcript has a single exon. Lineage: Eukaryota; Viridiplantae; Streptophyta; Magnoliopsida; Caryophyllales; Amaranthaceae. The coding region runs from base 1 to 789 and encodes 262 amino acids. The record is from RefSeq and is a predicted model, not a curated record.
AUGCAAGACCACGCAAAAACCAUCCUAUGCCGCCAUGCUACAGGGACCCAUCCCCCACCCGCCCCAACAUACCGCCCCCUAUCCUCUUUACAAGUCCUAUCCUCCACCACAGCCCCACCGAAUUAUGACCCAAACAUGGAAGCUUUCAUUAGCCUCGGUAAGGAGGAAGCAAUGGUGCUCUCGGAGCAAUGGAUUAACUCGCUUAUCAUCAAAGUGAUAGGGAAGUCAUUCUCAGUGGAAUACCUCAAAACAACCUUGCAAAGAAUUUGGAAAACCAACCACCAAAUUCGUUUCAUUGCCCUAGGCAGAGGAUUCUAUAACAUUUCGGUACCGAAUGAGGAGGUAAGAGAACAUAUUCUAUCACAAGGGCCAUGGUUCAUUGCGAGCUACAUGCUCAUUGUUCAACCAUGGAUGCCGGGAUUCAUACCAUCCCAAGCCAUAAUCUCGAAGGCACCAGUCUGGAUUUCCCUACCAGAAUUGCCAAUUGAGUUCCACUCGCUCCCAAUGUUUCAAAGAAUUGCAAGCGAAAUUGGGACUUUCAUCAAAACGGACACAAAAGCUCUUGAACAAAACAGAGUAAGGUUUGCAAGGAUCCAAGUGUUGUUGGACCUGGCAAAGAAGAGAAAAGAAGCAAUAUGGCUAGGAGCCUUCAAGCAACCCAUCUACUAUGAGGAGAUACCACACUUCUGUACCCACUGCCAAUCUAUCGGACACAGGAGUGAAAGAUGCCCGCAAAAACCGGUCGACAAAGGAGAAACAGAGGACGGCGCGGAGGAGGAAAACACUUAA